Drosophila mauritiana is the source of this 1910-nucleotide messenger RNA. Its product is annotated as solute carrier family 22 member 3. The record is from RefSeq and is a predicted model, not a curated record. The coding region runs from base 97 to 1830 and encodes 577 amino acids. Gene Ontology annotation, biological process: transmembrane transport. Gene Ontology annotation, molecular function: transmembrane transporter activity. The transcript has 2 exons. Lineage: Eukaryota; Metazoa; Arthropoda; Insecta; Diptera; Drosophilidae.
UUUACCUGCCCAGGUGAGGUGCUAAGCGAAGUCGCAGUCAUGCUGGAGGGUCGGCACUCCCAAGACGUGGUAACUAAAUUUGGCAGCUAACUAAGAAUGAAGGAGGAUAAUCUUAAUCGAGGCUGGAUGCCCAAUAUACGCCGAAACUCGCCCGCUCCUUUGGAUUUGGGCCACAUGGCGCACAGCUUCACCUGCACUGAUCCGAAGGCCAACGAGGUAUCUCCUCAAACUCCUCCCCCGAAAGCAAAUAAUCUAGCAGAUGACAACGAUGACGAUGUCAUCACACACAUCAUGGGGGACUUUGGGCCCUGGCAACUGCGCUCCCUGCUCAUCCUGUUUCUCUGCAAGAUUCCCGCCGCCUGGUUCAUGGCCUGCAUCCUGUUCACAGCGCCGGAUUUGUACCCCGAGGAGGAGUACAAGUGUGAUACGAGGGCUUUCGGGCCGGAGGUCAACUCCACCGUCUCGCUGGACCACUGCUAUGUGAUGGUUAACUACGGAGAGUCCGGCUACGCCAUGCGCCAGUGUCGGAAGUUCCUCUACACCACGGGCUUCCACUCCCUGACCAUGGAGUUCGAUUUGGUGUGUCUGUGCGACUUCUUUGUGGCCUGGUCGCAGUACUGGCACCUCUUUGGCCUCCUAAUCGGUGGCGUGGCGGCCACCAAGUUGAUGCGGGUUCUGAGUCCCCGACAGAUUUAUGGAACUGGCAUCUGGUGCCUGCUCAUGUGCAGCCUGCUGAUGGGUCUAGUCAAGGACUUCAGUCUGCACUGUGGACUCCGAUGCCUGGCUGCUGUUUCGUGCUGCUUUAUGAUCACCUCGGGGCAGUAUAUAUUUGGUGACAUAACAGCGGGAAAAUAUCGCGUAGGAGCGCUCCUGCUUUACGACUGCUUCUGGGCUCUGGGCUUGAUCCUGCUCCCUGGCUUGGCCUCCAAUGCUCCCAGCUGGCAGCACAUAUACUUGGGUGUAACUCUCUCCUUGCUGGUGAUUGUCUUCCUGCUGCCCUGGACUCCGGACUCACCGCGCUGGCAGCUGCAACACACCAAGGAAGCCCAACUGGCCAUCGAGCGAACGGUGGGAGUCCUGCUGGAAGCAGCCCGUACCAAUGGUAGAAUGCACAAAGUGUCCAAGGAGUUACCCGCGCAGUUGGAGGAGCUGAGGGAAAGGAUGCUGGAGCCAAUGCCCGCAGUGCAUUGGAUGCACUUGUGGAUGGGCCAGCGCAAGAGUACUUUCCACUUGGUGGCCGUGCACAUGGCACUGGCCACCUUCAUGGUGGUCAACACUGGGCUGCUGCUCCAUGUGCGGUCCUUUGGCAGGGAGCACCUGGUGUCCAACACAUUGGCCAUGGGGCUGGCCGAGAUGCUGGGUUGCUUCCUGGCCCUCCACCUGACCUUCAAUCAGUGUGAACGCAAGUGGCAGUGGGCCGGGGGAUUUGCCAUCGUGGUCGGCUGCAUCGGUAGCAUCUGUUGGUUCCUGGCCGAGGAGGAUAUGCCUGAGGUGUAUGGACUGACGCUGGGCUUGCUGAUGGCCUCGCUUCCCCAGGCGGCCGUGGCCUGCGCCCAGUCCAUGAUCUUGGCCUGCCUGGGCGAACUAGUGCCAGUGGAGCAGCGUAGUUGCCUCUCCUUCUCCGCCGUCACGUGGGCGAGGGUGUGGCAGCUCUCCGCCUCUUUUCUCACGCUGCUCAGGCAGGUGAGUCCCGCCCUCUCCCUGUCCGCCUUCUGUCUGCUGGUCAUCCUGGGCGGCCUCGGCACAUGUUGCCUGGUCACGCGGGACAAGGAGCAGCCACCGGUCGGAGCUGCAGUAAACAAGGGACAGCAACUUAUUGCGUUCACUUAAUAACGUAUACUUAAUAUAUGUCUGGACGUAUAUGAUAAGUUAGUUUUAGUGUCUGUCAAGUAUUCGCGAACAGUAUUCGA